Molecule: messenger RNA, 537 nt
Organism: Schistocerca piceifrons (Central American locust)
Lineage: Eukaryota; Metazoa; Arthropoda; Insecta; Orthoptera; Acrididae
Product: transcription factor BTF3 homolog 4-like
Exons: 1
Coding region: 16-537 (173 amino acids)
Cellular component (GO): cytosol; nascent polypeptide-associated complex
Source: RefSeq, a predicted model, not a curated record
GUUAAGGCAGCAGAAAUGAACCAAGAAAAGUUGAAGAAACUACAGGCCCAGUUGCGGAUUGGAGGAAAAGGAACUCCGCGAAGGAAGAAGAAGGUUGUUCAUGCAACCGCAGCUACUGGUGACAAGAAGUUGCAAAGUUCGUUGAAGAAGCUUUCAGUAAAUAUUAUACCGGGCAUCGAAGAAGUAAAUAUGAUCAAGGAUGACGGUGCUGUAAUUCACUUUAAUAAUCCUAAAGCCCAAGCAUCUUCAGCGUCCAAUACAUUUGCCAUCACUGGCCUUGGAGAAACCAAGCAAAUUACAGAAAUGUUACCGGGUAUUGUAAGUCAGUUGGGCAUUGAAGGUUUGACUCAAUUAAAGCGCCUGGCGUCGAGUGUUGCAAACAGUGCUGCAGGUGGCAAAGCUAGCAAUGAAGAAGACGACGAAGUUCCUGAACUUGUUGAGAACUUGGACGAGGCAAGUAAGGAAGAGGUUGCUGUAAUAUCAGAUAAAUCCAGGGGGACGGAGGCAGAUGGAUUCGAAGGUGACGGAAAACAGUGA